AUGAACAACGAAUAUAAGUGCACCAGCAAGGGGAACAAAGAGAGCGUAGAAAUAAUAUACACAGAUAAUAAGAACAAAGUGCUAAGGAACGAUGGUGUAAGGAAAGGGGAAAUAUUAUAUGAGGAAACGAGCAGGAAAGAAGUGUAUCUUAUGAAUGAGCUUCAUAAUAUGAAAAAUAAUUUGUUUGAUAAUACUCCUUUUUCUAACUAUAUACAUUUUUAUGAAAUAUAUAAUAAUCUAAAAUAUAUAGUAAAAUAUGAAAAAAAGAAAAAAAAAGGACAGUUAUUUUUCAUUUAUACAACUAGUAAAAGAUAUUGUUUUUAUUUUUUAUAUAUAUUUUUUUUAAUAUUUAAUAUAUGUUUAUUAUUUCGACUACAAACUUUAGUUAAAUUUCCUUUUUUUGGAUAUAAUUAUUAUUACAUGUACGAAAUACAUUUUCAUGUAUUUUUUACUUUUUUUGUUCUCACGUACUCUGCUCUUAAUAUUUAUCUCUUUUUUUUUACAUACAAAAAUUUAAUAUAUCAUACCAAUGUUUUGUGCUUAAUUAUAGUACAGACACUAUACAAUACUUAUAUUAAAGAGAAAAACAAAGAGAUUUAUAGGAAUACGGAAAUACUCAUUGAGGGAUGUAAAAGAGUGCUGCAUGCCAUGGGGGAUGGCUCGGAUCAACUCUUCGACAACAAGCGUAAUGACAGUCUUGGCAGUUCUUCCAAUAUUGAAAGUAUUGGCGGUACUCACAAUUUUGCCAAUAAUGGCGGUACUCACAAUUUUGCCAAUAAUGGCGGUACUCACAAUUUUGCCAAUAAUGGCGAUACUCACAAUUAUGCCAAUACUUCCAAUUCGUACAAUUUUGACCAUUCCACCAAUCCUUACAAUUUUCCCAGUGCCGCCAAUUUUGAUAACAUCGUCCUUCUGUAUGCGGAUAGCAUCUUCAAUAAAUUCACUAAUAUAUUUAUGUACAUAAAUAAGGAAUGUUAUAAACGCGGAAAUGUAUCCAGAAACAGUAUUCGUUAUGAGGAUGAUUUUAUAGAGGUUGAAGUUGCCCGACAAGCCGAACGAGCACCUUCGGACCUAGGGGAUGACUUAAUGUCCAGCAACACAGAUAGAAGUAGUAAUGCAUAUAUUCAGGGCAACAACAAAAAAGCAUCCUUUCUCUGUAGACAAAAGUACACCGACGGGAUGCAUGCAAUAAAUAAGGACUUAGUGAAAAAAUUAAAUUAUGCACAAGGUAGAGAAAAUGAAAAAUGUUCUUAUAACAAUGGUAGUAGAAGAAGUAUAUAUAACAUUUUUGGUAAUUCUAUUUACUCAGAUAUUGAUGAUAUAAAUAUAUAUAUGAAAUAUAAAGAGAAUUAUAUUCACUCAUUAAUGAUGGAUAAAUGUAAAGAAAAAUUGAAUUAUAUAAAAUUUAUUUUUUAUUUUAUUCCAUAUGUAAUAAAUUUAUUUAUUAACAUGUUAAUAAAUUUUUAUGUCUUAUUUUCAGUUUAUUAUUAUAAUAAUAGGAUACCUUUAGCUCCAUCUUAUGAGUUAUCUAAAUUACAUAUUCUAAAUAUAUUAAAUUAUAAAGGCAUAUACUACAUUCUAUUCAUAUUUUUUCAUAACUUCUUUUUCUUUUUGUAUUUAUUAUUCCUCUAUAAAUUAAAUACUAUUUACUUUUUCCUUCGACAAAUAUAUAAACAAUGCAAAUACGAGUCCAUAUAUUAUUGCGAACAUGUUAUGAAUGCCAUAUACGAAAAUUUUAUUUUCCCCCAUACUGUACAAGUGCUACUCAAAAAAAAAAGGCCUCAAAAUAGCAGAAACAAAUUAAAAGACAACCAAGAAGAAGCAUACACACAUGAAAAUAAUUUGCAGAAAAGAAUGACGCACACACAAGGCCUGAAGGACCAAUCAUGGUUCGAACAAAGGGAUAACAAGAUGAAUCAGACAGAUCAAGCAGCGCAAACAAAUCAAGCAGUAAAUUUGGCUGAUAGUAAUCCCUUUACUACGAAUACAUCAACGCAUUGUCAAAGGUCAACUCGUGAUAUGCAUUCACAAAAGGGACACACGAAGUGA
This is a messenger RNA of Plasmodium malariae, 2049 nucleotides long. RefSeq names its product conserved Plasmodium protein, unknown function. The transcript has a single exon. The coding region runs from base 1 to 2049 and encodes 682 amino acids. Lineage: Eukaryota; Apicomplexa; Aconoidasida; Haemosporida; Plasmodiidae. The record is from RefSeq and is a predicted model, not a curated record.